This is a messenger RNA of Cuculus canorus (common cuckoo), 2700 nucleotides long. Its product is annotated as transportin-1-like. Gene Ontology annotation, biological process: protein import into nucleus. Gene Ontology annotation, cellular component: nucleus; cytoplasm. The record is from RefSeq and is a predicted model, not a curated record. NCBI's taxonomy places the organism in Eukaryota, Metazoa, Chordata, Aves, Cuculiformes, Cuculidae. The transcript has 22 exons. Gene Ontology annotation, molecular function: small GTPase binding; nuclear import signal receptor activity. Bases 1 to 2700 code for a protein of 899 amino acids.
AUGCCCCCUGCCCCAUGUCUUCCCAACUCCUCACCUUUUAUGAUAGGUAAUGUCCCGGGGUUUGCGAAGAACCGCAGUCCAGCUGACGAUUCUGAGUUGAGUCGGGGUUCCUGCCGGCUGCUCGGAGCAGUUGUAGAUCUCAAUAACCACACGAUGGCGCUAUCACGUCGGGUCACCAUUUGCAGGAAUGAAGGACGAGACGGACUCUAUGAACCGACGCGUUCCUUGAGUGGUCUUAUCUUAAAGAAUAAUGUAAAAGCACAUUUUCACAACUUUCCAAAUGGGGUAACUGACUUCAUUAAAAGUGAAUGUCUUAACAACAUUGGUGAUUCCUCCCCCUUAAUUAGAGCUACUGUAGGCAUUCUGAUAACAACUAUUGCUUCAAAAGGGGAAUUACAGAAUUGGCCUGAACUCUUACCAAAGCUUUGCAGCCUGUUGGAUUCUGAAGAUUACAAUACCUGUGAGGGUGCAUUUGGUGCUCUUCAGAAAAUAUGUGAAGAUUCUGCUGAAAUUUUAGAUAGCGAUGUAUUGGACCGACCACUCAAUAUCAUGAUACCUAAAUUCUUGCAAUUCUUCAAGCACAGCAGUCCAAAAAUAAGGUCUCAUGCUGUUGCAUGUGUCAAUCAAUUUAUCAUCAGCAGAACUCAAGCUCUUAUGUUGCACAUAGAUUCUUUUAUUGAGAAUCUUUUUGCGCUGGCUGGUGAUGAGGAGCCUGAAGUACGCAAAAAUGUUUGCCGUGCUUUGGUAAUGUUGCUGGAAGUUCGAAUGGAUCGCCUGCUUCCUCAUAUGAUUAGUAUAGUUGAGUACAUGCUUCAAAGGACCCAGGACCAAGAUGAAAAUGUGGCAUUGGAGGCUUGCGAGUUUUGGCUGACUUUGGCUGAACAGCCAAUUUGUAAAGAUGUAUUAUGUCGGCAUCUUACUAAACUGAUACCUGUGCUGGUAAAUGGUAUGAAAUAUUCAGAGAUCGAUAUUAUUCUGUUGAAGGGGGAUGUUGAAGAAGAUGAAGCUAUUCCAGAUAGCGAACAGGACAUAAGACCUCGUUUUCAUCGUUCACGGACGGUAGCUCAGCAGCAUGAAGAAGAUGAUAUUGUAGAUGAUGAUGAUGAUGAUGAUCUUGAUGAUGAUGAUGAUACUAUUUCUGACUGGAAUUUAAGGAAAUGUUCUGCUGCUGCUCUAGAUGUCCUGGCUAAUGUAUUUCGUGAUGAACUUCUGCCACACAUCUUGCCCCUUUUGAAGGAAUUACUCUUCCAUCAUGAAUGGGUAGUUAAAGAAUCUGGUAUCCUUGUUCUUGGAGCAAUUGCUGAAGGCUGCAUGCAGGGUAUGAUUCCAUAUCUUCCUGAGCUAAUUCCUCACCUUAUUCAGUGCCUCUCUAACAAAAAGGCUCUUGUGCGCUCCAUUACAUGCUGGACUCUUAGUCGCUAUGCACACUGGGUAGUUAGUCAACCCCCAGACACAUACUUGAAGCCAUUAAUGACUGAGUUGCUAAAGCGUAUUCUGGAUAGCAACAAGAGAGUACAAGAAGCUGCCUGCAGUGCCUUUGCUACUCUAGAAGAGGAGGCUUGUACAGAGCUUGUUCCUUAUCUUGCGUAUAUACUUGACACUUUGGUCUUCGCAUUUAGUAAAUACCAGCAUAAAAACCUGCUCAUUCUUUAUGAUGCUAUAGGAACUCUAGCAGAUUCUGUAGGACAUCAUCUAAAUAAACCAGAAUAUAUUCAGAUGCUAAUGCCUCCAUUAAUCCAGAAGUGGAACAUGUUGAAGGAUGAAGAUAAAGAUCUCUUCCCUUUAUUGGAGUGCCUGUCAUCAGUUGCUACUGCCUUGCAGUCUGGCUUUCUUCCAUACUGUGAACCUGUGUACCAGCGUUGUGUAAAUCUGGUGCAGAAGACUCUUGCACAAGCCAUGUUGCACAAUGCUCAGCCAGACCAAUAUGAGGCUCCAGAUAAAGAUUUCAUGAUUGUAGCUCUUGAUUUGCUCAGUGGUUUAGCUGAAGGACUGGGAGGCAACAUUGAACAGCUAGUGGCCCGCAGCAAUGUCCUGACACUAAUGUACCAAUGCAUGCAGGAUAAAAUGCCUGAGGUACGGCAGAGUUCUUUUGCAUUGUUAGGUGAUCUGACAAAGGCGUGUUUUCAGCAUGUUAAGCCUUGCAUCGCUGAUUUCAUGCCUAUUUUGGGAACCAACCUAAACCCUGAAUUCAUUUCUGUGUGUAACAAUGCCACCUGGGCAAUUGGGGAAAUCUCCAUCCAGAUGGGUAUAGAGAUGCAGCCUUAUAUUCCAAUGGUGUUGCACCAGCUUGUAGAAAUAAUUAACAGACCCAACACACCAAAGACAUUGUUAGAGAACACAGCAAUAACAAUUGGUCGUCUUGGUUACGUUUGUCCUCAAGAGGUGGCCCCCAUGCUACAGCAGUUUAUAAGACCCUGGUGCACCUCUCUGCGAAACAUAAGAGACAAUGAGGAAAAGGAUUCAGCAUUCCGUGGGAUAUGUACCAUGAUCUCUGUCAACCCCAGUGGAGUAGUCCAAGACUUUAUUUUUUUUUGUGAUGCUGUUGCAUCAUGGAUUAGCCCAAAAGAUGAUCUCCGAGACAUGUUCUGUAAGAUUCUUCAUGGAUUUAAAAAUCAAGUUGGGGAUGAGAAUUGGAGGCAUUUCUCUGACCAGUUUCCUCUUCCCUUAAAAGAGCGCCUUGCAGCUUACUAUGGAGUUUAG